This is a messenger RNA of Ctenocephalides felis (cat flea), 502 nucleotides long. Its product is annotated as mitochondrial carrier homolog 2-like. The record is from RefSeq and is a predicted model, not a curated record. NCBI's taxonomy places the organism in Eukaryota, Metazoa, Arthropoda, Insecta, Siphonaptera, Pulicidae. The transcript is spliced from 4 exons. Bases 1 to 465 code for a protein of 154 amino acids.
AUGAAACCAAAUAUUGUUCAAUUUGGGAUCAAUUGCAACUAUUUACCAGAAGAAGGUAUUGGAGGAUUUUUCAAUGGUUUGUUCCCAAGAUUGUUAGGUGAUAUUGCUUGUCUUCUGUUUGCGAGUGCUGUUACAUUUAUCAUUAACAAACAUUUAGUACAGGAUAAGGAAACUCGCAGCUAUGUUGGAGCUAUUGCUACAUUUGUAACAAGCACAAUUAUGUACCCAUUCCAAGUUGUGUCAAAUUGUAUGACUCUUCAUGGAUCAAGAUUGGCUGCAAGUAAACCCCCUCACAUGCCUACUUUCAACAAUUGGCAAGAAUGUUGGGCUCACUUGAAACAACGUGGGGAGCUCAAACGUGGCUCAUCUUUACUGUGGCGUUUCUAUCGGCCCCCGAGUUACGAUGUAGGCGCACUGCCGCCAGCGCCUUCUCCUGAAUUUAGGAAACCUGGUUACAGGCACUAAACAAACGUGGCCAAAAGAUAAAUAAGACUUUUUAAGA